Molecule: messenger RNA, 2630 nt
Organism: Amoebophrya sp. A25
Lineage: Eukaryota; Dinophyceae; Syndiniales; Amoebophryaceae
Source: the annotation of a GenBank genome assembly
CAUUCUGUCGGUCCCAGAGAGGUCAGUUUUUUACUGAUGAUAGCAAUCAAAACGAGAAGGUAAUAUUGCAUCGGUUUUUUUGUUUGUGGAUUCCUGGCAAGAUUUGUCUUUUUUGAUGAUAGCGUUUUUGGUCGAGAGAAAGAUUUCGUUCAAUUGUUUUCUUGUUGUCUCAUCAAUCUUUGAGAUGUUCAGAUGGCCAUACUACAAAAUGUUGUGUGUAAGAACUUGGGAGUCGUCCUCGUAGAUGGCUGCCAUUUGGUCCCUACGAUCUGAAUUUGGAUGAUCUUAUAAAUAUGGGGUAAAUAAUUGGUUGAAAGGGUGGCAGCAUAUAGUCCUAACGCAAAAAAAAAAAAAACCUACGGUGAUCACGAAUAAUCAUAACAGAGGCACACACAUGACAUUUCAUUUUGACCAACUCUUGUUGAAUUUCCUUUUCACCAGAAACUAACUCCCUCUGGCUCCAUUCCCUUUCGACAAGACACCUUUUUGUAAUUCGUCAUAAAAAUUGAUUUCCUCUGCAUAGUUAUUUCGAAAAGUUCAUCCACGACCAAGCGAGUAAACGGAGUAUUGUUCUUUUCGUUCCACCUAAACAAUUACUUAGAAUUUAACUACUUACUUAUCAAAACAGAAGGAAAUCAUUUUCUGAAAAUGUCGUCGUCCCAACAACAGUCCGCUCAGAAUUGGAGCAGCCGUGGCGUGCGCAUGGACAUGCCUGAUCCUGCUCAAAUCCAAAAGCAGAAGGAUGGCUUCAACCAAAUGUUGGAACAACAGGUCUGCCAUGUUAACUUAAGCUCCUAUGUGUGCUUUCUAUUUCAAUAUGAAGUAAGGAACCAUAUGUGUGUUUUCUAUUUCAGGAUUCAUAACCUAACCUAACUAUCUUGAAGAAGUUUUAUUAGCUUUUCUAAGUCUAACUUCAUCAUAAGCGAAUAAAUCUGUUUCGUGAAUACCCAUCAUCCAAUCUUAUCCUUCGUUAUGCACAAUACUAGCAAUUUUUAUAGACUGACACUGUCUGCUACAUCGUACACGACAUCCUGUUGCUGGCUGCUUUUUUUACAUGGCAUAUUUAUAGUACGGGCGUUUCUAGCAAUUUGCUUUACUAAUGUUAUCAUUAGAAUUCUACCAAAAAGUUAUCUACCUACUGAAAUGCAGAUGAAGCAGGGUCUUGAGGCGCUGGAUGCGCAGACGAAGAGCCAGAAGCAAUUUAUGCGAGAGCAGGCAUCCCAGCAGAAAUCUCAAUACGCUAUGCAGAUUGAUAUGGAAGUGAAGCAACAGGUAAUUUUUAUGUUGGAAAAGUGGCUCUUGCUCUACGUUUGAGUUUGAGAGAUUCAUCUGCGACUCUAUUCUAGAUGAGUGGAGUCGCUAUAAUUGGCAGCUCAUUCAAGAAAAUAUUGUAGACACAUAUCUGUCAUCUUCGUAUGUCAAUGAGAAGCGUGUUGAACAUCAAAAAUGAAAAACCGUAUCCUGGGUUCUUGAAAGGAGGAUGUUCAUCACUUUCUCUUGACGCUGCUGAUCCAAAUCGAAAAUCAAAAACCAGGAAAUGUUGUUGGAUCAACAGCGUCAAGAGAAAGUGAUGCAGCUUCAGCAGGGUAUCGCCAUGCAAAAGCAGCAGAUGGAACAGCAAACCAUGGCGAUGAUGAUGGAGUAUCAGCAAAAGAAGGCAGAGGAGGAAAUGAAGCGUAAUCAAGUCGAGAUGGAACGCAAACAGCACGAAAUGCAGUCGAAGAUGAAAAAGGUACUGUCUUCUUCGUGCUGACCAUGAAGUAGUCCUUUUUGUGAUUUUAAGAGUUCUGUACGAGGGUCAGAAGUGGUGAUAUUCCUGAUUCUCAUCGUCAUCGUCAUAUUAUGAGAACAAUGCUCUCUCAACGACCACUACAACGAGCAUACCUUUCUUUGCAGGAAAUGGACAAAUUUUCGACGAGUUUCUCAAGCGGUUUCGGCGACAGACAGGGGUGGUCGAAUGGCAGCUCUGGAUACUAUUACUGAGCUCAGGUUGUAGUGACCUGCUAGCAAGGAGAGCCAGACGAUUUUUGGUUCCGCGGGUGCGAAAGGUUCAAAGGAUCUCCACCACAGUCGUGUGAUCAUAUCCUCCCCAAUUUAACGAGGGAGGUAAUUGUGAAUUGUAUCGCGGUCCUUUUCCUGUUUAGAAGGCUAGGUAGUUUUCAUUUGUGUAGAAAUGCGACUCUGCAUUACAAAAGUUUGCACCAUGCAUAUUCUCAUACGUAGUUGCAUCAUGCAGUUUCUUACACAGUAAGGAGAACAAGUAACAGUAUCAUUGAAUUCACGAUCGUAUUGGGCAUCAUCGCAGGCAUACCUACUCUCUUGUCACAUUCAUAAUUACGAACACUAAAUCAAAUAUUUUGAGUCAUUUUUCUACUCACUUUUUCUUAAAAGACGCCAAAAUCGCCGACCAAAUGAGACAGCGAGCCGGAUGUAAAUUUUGUACAGCACCUUCGUGCAUAUUUGUGUAGAAUCUAAGUCAGAAAAUUGACGUAAGCACUGUUGCAGGAAAGGAAUGAAUUACACGGGACCUCUUCGCUCCCCACAAGUCAUAUGAAGAAAUGCAACAAAGACUUAAAAACAAGUGAAUACGAAACAGCAUGGUCCUGGUCAGUGAGGUAGAAGAAUGAUGG